AUGGAUUCUCCUACUUUGGGGAAGGUGUCUGAUUUCGGCCCGUGCUUGGUAGAGCAUUCGGAAGUAGAUGGAGAGGUGGUGAAGAGAGCUCCUUGGAACUCUCUUUUCACCCCUAAAAAGUCUAAUGUAAAGCUGGAGUUUUUUGAACCUAAAGGGAAAGACUCUAAAGGGCGAAUUUGUGUGGCACCACCUCAAGAAGUUGCUGAGCAAGGUGCAAUCAAGUGGAACACUUGCGCUGUAGGUUUUUUCCUUCGCAAAAGGCCACCAUUCUUGACGGUCAAGAGAGCUUUGGAGAUGAUGUGGACUACUUUUGGCCUCAUAGAUGUCAUGACUUCGGGGCAAGGUGUGAUUAUUCUAAAGUUUCAAGAUAUUGAGGGAGCUUCAAGAGCUGUGGAAGAAGGACAACUUACCAUGCAAGGACAGUCGUUUCUCAUUCGGAAAUGGACUACAAACCUCCCUAUGGUGAUAAAUGAUGUUAAGAAGGUGGCUAUAUGGGUUAAAAUGUAUGGCAUUCCCCUUAAGUUUUGGACUCCGAAAGGACUUAGCUACUUAGCAAGUGCAAUUGGAAAUCCGCUUUAUAUGGAUUCCAUUACCGAAGAAGGGAUAAGAUUGGAGUAUGCUAGAGUUUGCAUUGAGAUAGAGGUGGAUUCGGAAUGCCCCGAGGAUAUUAGUUUAACUUUGCCAAAUGGAGAAACCAUGGUAAUCAAUGUGGAAUAUGCAUGGAAACCUAUAAAAUGGAAUGGAUGCAAAUGUUUUGGACACUCCACAGCAAGUUGCUCUUUAGCAUUUAAACAAGGUGAUGACAUAACUUCUCGUAAUUCUUUGAAGAAGGUGGAUGGAAUUAUGGUGCCUACAAGACUGCAUGGGAAAGAUAAAAGGCCCAAGUAA
Mangifera indica (mango) is the source of this 888-nucleotide messenger RNA. RefSeq lists its product as uncharacterized. The record is from RefSeq and is a predicted model, not a curated record. Lineage: Eukaryota; Viridiplantae; Streptophyta; Magnoliopsida; Sapindales; Anacardiaceae. The transcript has a single exon. Bases 1 to 888 code for a protein of 295 amino acids.